UUUGCACAGUAGGUAAAUAGAUGUGGAAAGGAGAUGCACAUGUAGCUUAAAGUGCUAUUCUGCUUUUAUUUUAAAAGCUGUCCGUGUCGCGGCCAUUUGUUCAAAGAGUUCGGUUUCAACCUUCACACUCCUGCAGAUGUGUACCAGCGAGGAUGUACAUUCAAUCUACUUCAACGCUUUUGUAAAUAAACUAAACAAGCGGAACAUAGGAAACAAUGGAGAACAUGUGCACUGUGCAGGUGAAACUAGAGCUGGGACACAGAGCCCAGUUAAGGAAAAAGGUCACUACAGAGGGCUUUACACAUGACUGGAUGGUGUUUGUUCGAGGCCCAGAGGCGUGUGACAUCCAGCACUUUGUGGAAAGAGUUGUCUUCCGCCUCCACGACAGCUUCCCAAAACCUAAAAGAGUUUGUAAAGAGCCUCCAUAUAAAGUGGAAGAAUCAGGCUAUGCUGGCUUUCUUAUGCCCAUAGAGGUCUAUUUUAAAAACAAGGAGGAACCUAAAAAGGUGUGCUUUAAUUAUGACCUAUUCUUGAACCUGGAAGGGAACCCACCUGUUAACCACCUGCGCUGUGAGAAGCUCACGUUUAACAACCCCACACAUGAGUUUCGACGCAAACUGGUCAAGGCUGGUGGGGUGUUAGUUGUUCCUGAAGGAGCUGAGAUGAUGCCGAGGCCCAGUCCAGAUUAUCCAAUGCUGCCUACUAUUCCUCUUUCUGCCUUCUCCGAUCCCAAGAAGAUCAAGUCCUCCCAUGCAGUAAAGGAAGCAAGUAAAGAUGGAGCGAGUGGAAGCAGCAAAAGCCUCAAACCCCAUAAGGCAACCAAAGAGCACAGAGAACGCACGCGAAAAGACUCUGAGAGCAAGGCCACGUCCAGAGAGAGCGACCGCGAAGGGGGCAAGUCGUCACGAGACCAAUCAUCGUCCUCUUUUACAAAGAAAGCCCCAGAGUGUCGAGGAAAAGACGAGGGGAAAACUGUGCCCAAAGCUGCCUUUAAAGAGCCCAAACUUACGGUCAGAGAUUCAAAGAUAGACGGCACAUCUCCAAAGGGCGUAGGAGCAGUGACGGGCGGUGGGGGUCAUCUGGACACUCGAACAGCCCCAAGCAAACGGCCCUUGCCCUCCACUGACUCUAUCAAACUAACUACCAAGAAACAGAAGCGGGUGGGGUCAGAGGGAAUGAAGGGGCCUGUAAGUGGAGUCUAUAGCAGCAACUCACCCCGCAUUACUUCAACAACACCCUCCACUUACCCAGAGAAGAAAAGUGUGAAAGAUAAAGGUCAAUGGCCCAAGAUGAAACCGGAAGUGCAGGAAGUUAAAAGGCAACCAGACUCUGAUGAAUCUAACUCUGAGGAUGAAGCCUCUUCAAAAUCAGAGCAUUCGGCUCCGUCCAGUCCAUCUAGCUCCAGUUCCAGCUCUGACUCUGACUUUGAACCCUCUCAGAAGCAAGGUCAAGGGACGCUGCGGUCUAUGGUAGAAGAUAUGCGAUCUGAAGGUUCUGAUGACGAUAGCAGUUCUGAGGUUGAGACGCCUAUUAAGACAUUAACCCCACCCAACCAGGACUCUCGUUUAAGUAUGGACAGUGAAAGUGAUGGCAAUGAGGAGUCCCGCCCUCCCAGCCAGGAAGCCCCUUCACCUCCAUCCAAACUCAGCUCAGCAAACCUCAAGAUGUUAGGCAAAAAGAGCCCAGACUCUUGCACUCGUGAGAAAAUGCUCAAGAGGGGGUACGACAAGGUAGGAAGGGCUUAUACAGAGGAGCUUGUGGACCUUCACCGCAGACUGAUGGCUCUCAGAGAGAGAAAUAUUUUACAGCAGAUUGUAAACCUAAUAGAAAAGACUGGCCAUUUCAAUAUCACCAAUACAACCUUUGACUUUGACCUCUUCUCUUUGGACGAGUCAACUGUACGUAAACUCCAAAGCUACCUUGAAGCCACUUCCACAUGACACAAGGAAGUUUGGCCCUUUAUUUUGGACAGCGUGAGUGAUCCCUCCAAACUGAAUGGUGGCAGAAGGAAAGGUAGUGGAAGCAACGUAUAAAUGCACAGAACAAAAUAAAUAAAAAAAAUCGUUAUACUGUAAUAAAGAGAAGCAAACAAAUGGACCAGGGGCAUAAAGGGGUGGUAUUCAGGGUUUAUUAAAUAAAGAACAGGACUGCUUAUUGCACUAAACAUAAAUAAACUGUUGGCACAAUACUGUCCAAAAUGGACGAGAUCUCGCCAUAGGCACAGUGGAUGAUAUACUUUAUUUCAAGUAGGUACAUUUCAAGGCUGGUUUUGCACCAAAGCUAUAACACUGGCAGAAUGGAUCUCCUGCUCAUGCUGGGCAAUGACUGAAAAACUGUGCCCCCACUUUACCCUCUAACAUUUCUGCCUCAUAUAUGUCGACCACACAAUGCGGUGGCAGAGACUUUGCCCGAACAGAUCAAAUAUUAUCAUCAACUGUUUGUGUCUGCAUAGCUUACUUAGCUCAAUGUGAUGGGAAAAGUACAUCAUUUCAGGCUUAGGUUAUAGGUUGCUCCCAUAGUUCAGCUAACAGGGAAAAUAUAAUAUUUGCCUUCGUAGUGCCUUUUAUGGAUAAUUGAUAAUAUUGAGAUUAUUAUGUCAACAUGAAAUGCCUGAAAUUGACAUUCAAAGCCCAUUUAAGCUUGUUUAAUUAGAUAGCACAUGUCGUGAGAGAUCUGUUUUGGACUAUGCAUUAUGCAUUAUCCUUUGUUUUGUUUUUUUGAUGGUCAGCAACAUCAAGUCAAUUUGUUAAGCAUUCAAGGUUGUGUUUGUAGUUUAUUUAAGUACUGUGCACUUUUUAUGGUCACUUCAGUGCUUUGUAAUUAUCUAAUAACUAUAUUUAUGAUUAUGUUCUUUAUUUUUUACGCAAUAUUGACUUGCAAAAAUGUACAGAUUUUUGUCAAUGUUUUUAAAUGCAUUUGUUGAAGUCAUAUUAUUGAUUAUCCGUUCACUUGAGAGAAUAUGCACAGAUGGAACGUGUUUUCUUUUUUUUGUGUCUGUACUCCAAUGGUGCAAUUGGAAAAAAAGUCUUCGGUCAACCUAAAGUAUUAUAGAAGUGAAAAUGUAUUUGUGUCGAAUACAUAUUGUCUGCUGAAAUUGCUUUGAAAAGCAUAACUGCUUGACAUGUUAUACUUAAUUGUCGGUGGUGAGUUAUUCUUUUAUGAUUUUAAAUAAUUAUGGUUAUAAAGUAAACAAUGUUUUUGGUGAAAAUGUAUGUUACAGUACAUUAUGGGCAAAUUACAGUGAACUGCUGUAUUUGUACAAGAUAAACCAAUAUGAAUAAUUGCUUUAUAAAGUAAAAUAAAGAUUAAAUACAAUAAAGACAUUUAUGAUAAAAACA
This is a messenger RNA of Paramisgurnus dabryanus, 3338 nucleotides long. It is a transcript of the gene mllt1b, whose product is annotated as MLLT1 super elongation complex subunit b. Gene Ontology annotation, molecular function: chromatin binding. The record is from RefSeq and is a predicted model, not a curated record. Lineage: Eukaryota; Metazoa; Chordata; Actinopteri; Cypriniformes; Cobitidae. Gene Ontology annotation, biological process: positive regulation of DNA-templated transcription. Gene Ontology annotation, cellular component: transcription elongation factor complex.